Molecule: messenger RNA, 1541 nt
Organism: Glycine soja
Lineage: Eukaryota; Viridiplantae; Streptophyta; Magnoliopsida; Fabales; Fabaceae
Product: transcription factor MYB46-like
Exons: 2
Coding region: 162-1166 (334 amino acids)
Source: RefSeq, a predicted model, not a curated record
AGCAAACCCCAUAACCAUCACCAUCAUCAUCAUGGUCAUCAUUAAUUGCCUCCCCAUGAAGCUUCUUUCUAAUCUUUCUCUGACUUUAUAAAGCUUCUCCUUGUGUACAUAUCAAAUUAACCAGUUGGGAGAGGAAGUUGCCCUUGAGAGGAAGUACAACCAUGAGGAAGCCAGAGGCGAGUAAUAAUAAUACUAAAAACAACAACAACAAUAGCAAGAAGCUUAGAAAGGGGUUGUGGUCACCUGAAGAAGAUGACAAGCUCAUGAACUACAUGCUAAACCAUGGACAAGGGUGUUGGAGCGAUGUGGCAAGAAAUGCUGGCCUCCAAAGGUGUGGCAAAAGUUGUCGCCUUCGAUGGAUCAAUUACUUGAGGCCUGAUCUUAAGAGAGGUGCAUUCUCACCCCAAGAAGAGGAACUCAUCAUCCACUUCCAUUCCCUUCUUGGAAACAGAUGGUCUCAAAUAGCGGCGCGUUUGCCUGGGCGAACCGACAAUGAAAUAAAAAACUUUUGGAAUUCGACGAUAAAGAAAAGACUCAGGAAUAUGUCUUCCACGACCACCACAACCUCACCCUCACCCUCAUCAAAUGCAAGCGAGACCUCAAUAUCCGAGCCUAGUAAUAAAGACCUCAACAUGGGAGGGUUUAUUUCCACACAACAUAAUCAACACGCAGGCUUUGUUCCUAUGUUCGGUUCAUCUCCAUCACCAUCAAUAAUGCAAACCGGUACAGUUUUCAAUACCUUGAUUGACAGAUUGCCUAUGCUGGAGCAUGGACUAAACAUGCCAGCUUCUGGAGGGUACUUCGAAGGCACAGGUAUUCCUUGCUUUUCGCAAAGUGAAGUUAACAAAUUAGGUUCUUGUUAUUUAGAAAACGGAGUAUUUGGGAGAAGUGUAAAUAUCGGGGUAGAAGGGGAUAUGUUUGUUCCUCCCCUAGAGAAUGCUACAUGCAGCAGGAGAGAAACAACUAACAGCAGUUACUUUGACGAUGACAUAAAUAGUAUUCUUAAUAACUGCAACAUUGGCAUAGGUGAAAAUAAGGCUCAUGAUGGGGUGGAGAAUUUGUUUCAACAAGAGUUAGCCACUGCCACUGCCACAGGAGAAUGGGACUUUGAGGAGUUGAUGAAAUUAGAUGUUUCCUCCUUUCCGUUUCUUGAUUUUUCAUACUGACCAAUGAGCCAAUUUUAAUGGUUUUCCUCCAGAACCUAGAUUUGCAGGCACACUGCAUGGUGAUGUCCAUAGAGCCUUGUAUAAUAGUAUACUGGUAUUUUUUGCCCUUAUACUCACAAGUUAACAAGCUAGCAGGUAUAUAGGCCUCAAAUAAAAGUCCAAUAUAUAUAUAUAUAUAUAUAUAUGGUAUCCAUUGGUGAUCGUGUAAUUAGUCUUGCAGGUUAUAAAUUUGUGUCUUACCAAAUUAAAUUUUUAGAUCAUCACUCCGCUGUCGGAAACCAGUGUAGUAAGCAAUAAUAAUUUGUCAUACUUGUAAAAGGAGAUGUGAAUAGAUUGUUAUACAUUAUUAUUAUUAUUAUUUUGUUCAAGUUUUAA